Phycodurus eques (leafy seadragon) is the source of this 1006-nucleotide messenger RNA. It is a transcript of the gene il17a/f1, whose product is annotated as interleukin 17a/f1. The transcript is spliced from 3 exons. Gene Ontology annotation, biological process: inflammatory response. NCBI's taxonomy places the organism in Eukaryota, Metazoa, Chordata, Actinopteri, Syngnathiformes, Syngnathidae. Bases 475 to 963 code for a protein of 162 amino acids. Gene Ontology annotation, molecular function: cytokine activity. Gene Ontology annotation, cellular component: extracellular region. The record is from RefSeq and is a predicted model, not a curated record.
UCUCCCGUCCAUCCUCCACGCAGACCAUCAACUGAGGUCCGUGGCGUCAGGACAUUGCUCAAAACCCCCGUUUUACAACAUCCUACGCGAAAUACGCAUCGGGAGUGGAGCGCCUCACCCGAUGCUACGUCAACAGGAAGUGACCCGCAAGCUGUGGAAGUCAGCAGGUUUUGUCUGCGGGGGCUCUGGAAGCCACCGUCCUUUCAUCCUUAAACUGGAACCUGACGAGAUCAAAUGCAAACAAUGACCUCAAAAUCUUUCAUGUGUGCGAAAGCGGGUCAAGCGUCGCGCUUCGUCACGCAGGCCGGUCGGCCCGUGCGGUUUUUCGAGGAAGUUUAAAGAUGACAUCGGCACCGACGAAUCAGGAUAAAGGUUCCGGGGAAUGACACGGUCUUUUCAUUCGCACACCUCAACUUCCAGCAAAACCCGAGAAGCCUCCAAAGCGACAGCGGAAGAUUCCAGCGAGCGACGAGAAUGUUUUCCACGCUGAACGGCGCCAUCGUGACGGUGGCCAUGACGAUGGCGUUGAUGACGGAGGGCGUGGUCGUCGCGGAAGCAGAUGGCCGGUCAAAAUCGUCCGCGAAGGCGCGCAGGAAAUCGUGGGAGGCGCCAAUCCAAACGGUGGCCCUGGAGCUCAACGCCGACGUCCUUGUUCCUUCCGAAACAUUCCGACCGCUGCACAACCACUCCAUCUCACCGUGGACGUACAACGUGUCCCAGGAUGCGUCCGUCUUCCCUCCCGUGUCCGAGGCCCGCUGCGUGUUCCGCGGCUGUCUGGACUCGAACGGCGCGGAGGACCUGCGGCUCGAGUCCCGACCCAUCCUGCACCAGGUCCUGCUGCUGCGCCGCCUCGAGACUUCCGGCGCGCCAGAGCGGCGCGACGCUCGCCGCUACCGCUUGGAGGCACGCCUCAUCGCCGUCGGAUGCACGUGCGUCAGACAUCGUCAGCAACAACAACUCUGACCAAAUGCACGAGGGGCUUGUACUCUUACUGUGUGAAAUAAAA